Molecule: messenger RNA, 2450 nt
Organism: Telopea speciosissima
Lineage: Eukaryota; Viridiplantae; Streptophyta; Magnoliopsida; Proteales; Proteaceae
Product: diphthine--ammonia ligase
Exons: 12
Coding region: 110-2347 (745 amino acids)
Biological process (GO): protein histidyl modification to diphthamide
Molecular function (GO): diphthine-ammonia ligase activity
Source: RefSeq, a predicted model, not a curated record
GCAUCUCUUAUCAGUUUCUCUUCCCUGAGGACAGCGGAACAGCAUUCUCUGUCGGAAAGCUGCGAGUGUUAUUUCCCUUUUUUUUAGUUUAGAUAUUUGCACUGGGGAGAUGAAGGUGGUUGGGUUAGUUAGUGGCGGCAAAGACAGCUGCUAUGCUAUGAUGAAAUGUAUCCAAUAUGGCCACGAGAUCGUUGCGUUGGCAAAUUUAAUGCCUCUCGAUGAAUCAGUCGAUGAGUUGGAUAGCUACAUGUACCAAACUGUUGGACAUCAAAUAGUGGUUAGCUAUGCUGAAUGCCUGGGCGUACCAUUGUUCCGAAGGCGAAUAAAAGGAUCUACAAGGUAUCAGAACCUUAGCUACAAAAUUACCCCAGGUGAUGAAGUUGAAGAUAUGCUUAUUUUGCUGAAAGAAGUAAAACAGCAAAUACCUUCCAUUACAGCUGUGUCUUCAGGUGCUAUUGCUUCUGACUAUCAAAGGUUACGGGUGGAAAGUAUUUGUUCAAGGUUAGGGCUUGUUUCUCUGGCAUAUUUAUGGAAACAAGAUCAAUCUUUGCUCCUUCAAGAAAUGAUAACAACGGGAAUUGCAGCUAUCACUGUAAAGGUUGCAGCCAUGGGAUUGGACCCUGCAAAGCACUUGGGUAAGGAGAUCUCCAACUUGCACCCUCAUCUGCUGCGAUUGAAAGAGUUGUAUGGAAUAAAUGUAUGUGGUGAAGGUGGGGAAUAUGAAACGCUUACACUUGACUGCCCUCUUUUUAAGAAUGCCCGAAUUGUCCUUGAUGAAUUUCAAAUUGUACUGCACUCUUUGGACUCGAUAGCUCCUGUAGGGGUCCUUCAUCCCUCAGCUUAUCAUUUGGAAUAUAAAAUGGAGUGCACUUCUUUCAGCGACUGUAAGGGAAGGAGUAAUACCUGCUUGGAGAAAAUGGGUUCUGUAUGUGAAGUUGAAGGAGACUGUGUCCCUGAAUGCGAAGCAAAGUCCCUGUCUACAGAUUUAGUAAUUGAGUUUAGUGAAAUUGCUGAGGUUAAGCUUCACAUUUCAAAAAGUAAAAGAGGCGAUACAUUUUCUAUUGGUUGUUGGAUAGAAGGUUCUUCCAGAAGUGCUGAAGGUUUGCAAAAGGAUCUGACUGCUGUUCUUAAGAGAAUUGAAUCACAACUUGCAGAAAAUGGUUUUGGUUGGGUGAAUGUUCUCUAUAUUCACCUCUACAUUGCCAAUAUGAAUGAAUUUUCUCUUGCAAAUGAAACAUAUGUGAGGUUUAUUACAGAGGAAAAGUGCCACCUGGGUGUGCCAUCUCGCAGUACUAUUGAACUGCCCUUGACUGAAGUGGGUCUAGGGACAGCGUACAUUGAAGUAUUAGUGGCAAAUGACCUCGGGAAAAAAGUUUUGCAUGUACAGAGUAUUUCAAGCUGGGCGCCUAGUUGCAUUGGACCAUACAGUCAGGCAACCUUGCAUAAUGAAAUACUUUACAUGGCUGGGCAGUUGGGACUUGACCCUUCCACAAUGACACUCUGCAGUGGAGGCCCUACUGCAGAACUGGAACAAUCACUAAACAAUUGUGAAGCAGUGGCCAAGUGUUUCAACUGUUCUAUAGCUUAUUCUGCAAUUGUCCUUAUUAUUUACUGCUCAGCAUCCAUCACUUCUGAUCAGAGAAUCAAGAUUCAAGAAGGGCUGGAAACUUUCCUUAGAGAAAGAAAACUAGAUGAGUUAGAUAAUGGGUGUGUGUCUAAGGUGUCAAAUUCAAUUAUUCUAUACAUUCUUGUUCCUGACCUGCCAAAAAGGGCACUUGCGGAAAUAAAACCUGUCCUUUAUGCUCCAGAAGAUAAGGAAACCCUGCCACAAACUGAUGUGCAAGACCCAUCUUGCUUCACAUUGCCUAAUUACUGGGGCUUUCAGCACUCAUGCUGGCAUGAUUCUUGCUACAGGAAAUGUGUUAUUCAUGGAAAAAUGUGUGCAAUUAUCCUAUGCAUUACAAAUGAACUUGCAACAAAGAUUUGUUCCGAAUCUCUUGACUGUGAUAUGAACCAAGGAGACUGCCAGUAUUCAGUCAAAGAGAAAGAUAUGCAAAGGAUAACAAGGUUUUGUGUUUAUCUUCUUGAUAAAUUAUUUCUGGGGGAUGUUUUCUCUUGGGGAGACAUUACGACCAUGAGGUUUUACUUCCCAACAAGCCUUUGUAUGUCUGCGGAUAUGUUGUCCCUGAUAAUCACAGAUGCCUUCACUGAAUUUGCCAAGAUGAGUCAGAGAAUCAAGGUGGGUAAUGAGCCCAUCUUCAAUGUUGUUCCUGUCUUGGGUGCUGGUCAAUCUGCCACAUCCAUGGACGAUGUAAUCACUUGUGAACUAUUUGCCACGAGACUCUGAACUUAUUGUUUCAUUGAGUGGAGAUGGUUUGUGAUCUGAUCUCUGGUGUAAUUUGCUAUUACGGUCAGGUUUUCUUGUUUCGAGAUAUUGUUACCUUGUACUC